Tripterygium wilfordii is the source of this 1206-nucleotide messenger RNA. RefSeq names its product putative F-box protein At5g55150. The record is from RefSeq and is a predicted model, not a curated record. The coding region runs from base 1 to 1206 and encodes 401 amino acids. Lineage: Eukaryota; Viridiplantae; Streptophyta; Magnoliopsida; Celastrales; Celastraceae. The transcript has a single exon.
AUGAAUUUCUUCUUGAAUCAAUCUUCAAACACUUGUCCUUUAUCGACAUCUAUCGCGCCAAAGCAGUUUGUUCAUGGUGGAACAAGACAGCAGAGACAUUCAGCACGAAAAACAUCAUUGUCCAAGGAAGCACCUUGGCUUGUCUUUCCCCCAAAAGAACAUGAAGAAGAAGAAUCUGAGAAAACAAGCAUGUUCACUCAAUUCAUGAAGCUUGAAGAAAAAAGGUUUUAUACAUUCAACAAUGGAUCAGCAGCUAAGGAGAUGAGUAGUGGUGAGAGCUUUUGCUGUGUGAUUGGGUCUUCCCAUGGAUGGUUAGUAUGUCUAGACCAAGACUUUUUUCCUUCUCUCUUUAAUCCUUUCAAUUGUGAUCAAAUUCAACUUCCCCAAAUUGGGUCUUCUUUGGGGAUUCAAAGGAUAGGAGGGUCUAGAAGAAAAAUUGUUAGCAAAGCUGUACUAUCAUCAUCCUAUCCGUCUAAUGAGGACUAUUAUGUGGCAUUAAUCUACGGACAAUCUUCAAAGUUGGCAUUCUAUAGAAAAGGUGAGGACUCAUGGACUGCACUUGAUAGUAAGCAAGAAAUCUCUGAAAGCUAUGAAGAUAUCAUCUGCCAUGAAAAUUUGCUUUAUGUAUUGGAUGUGGAUGCUUUUCUUCAAGUGUGGGAUAUACUUCAAUGUUCUGGUCCUGUAAAGAAGAUAGAGAUCAAGCCUGAUUUGAUCAACAGAGACGAUACAUUAGGGUCUUCUGGAGCAGAUUUUUGUUUUUUUGUGACAGUAUCUUAUCUUGUGAAAUCUGCAGGGGAUUUACUGCUUGUGGUAAGGUAUAUUGGGAACUUUCUUACCAGAGUGGACAAGAAUUCGGUUCCUUCAUACAAAACCUCACAUUUUGAGGUGUUCAAGUUGCAUAUUGAGCAGCAACUGUGGAUUAAGGUAGGAUCGAUAGGUGAUCGUGCACUGUUUCUGGGUUCAAAUGAAUCAAUGUCUGUUUGUGCAAGAGAUUUCAAGAUGUUCAAUCGAGAUUCGAUUUACUUCACAGAUGAUAAUUGGGAAGACAUUGAAUCUAAUUUUUCGGGUGGAGGGCAUGAUAUGGGGAUGUUUAGCUUGGAAGACAAAAGUGUGAAUGUACCUGAUGAGUAUAAGAUGGAAAAGACGAAAGCUCCUCCAACUUGGCUUGUUCCUCAUCCUUGGAAGCAGUCUAUCGAUAGAAAAUAG